Messenger RNA from Paraglomus brasilianum, 324 nucleotides. The record is from the annotation of a GenBank genome assembly. Lineage: Eukaryota; Fungi; Glomeromycota; Glomeromycetes; Paraglomerales; Paraglomeraceae.
AUGUCAUCCACAAAAAUAAAAAGCGAUACAGAAUCGAUAUCAGAUUCAGAUAAUAAGAGACCAAAACAUAUACACAAUCCCUCGCCUGCAGAGGUACAACGAAGACAGUUGGAAAGGUUGCUUCAGCGUGGUGACAAACCGAUAGUAAUUCCGGAAAUUCAGGAUAAACCGAAACUAAAGGCCCCGAAAGACAUUGUACGCAAUGUGCAAGGAUCGAGUGCUGGCGCCGGAAGUGGCGAAUUCCACGUUUACCGAGCACAUCGGCGACGGGAAUAUACUAGACUAAAGAUAAUGGAAGAAGACUCGAAGAAGGUAAUUAAUUGA